ACUCUCAGACAGAGAGAGAAGACUCUUCUAUCAGAGCUGCAGACCCAGGAGAGGAGGCUGUGUGAGACCCAGAGAGAGAGCAGAAUGAGGGUGGAGGACACGGCUCGGCUACAGUCUCAGCUGCAUCAAGUCCAGAGCUCUCACACGCAAACUAUGCGCCAGGCGGAGGCCAAAAUGGUGGAGGUGAGGACCGAACUGGGUGAUGAGUAUGGGAGGAGACUGGAGGAGAAGGAAGAACGAAUGAAACGGAUAACCGAAGACCUGAAUAAUGUGAGGGAGAAACACACCUCCGCCAGGGAUCAGUUGAGGAGUACAGAGGGUAUUCUCCAGUCUCUGAGGAUGCAGCUACAGGACAGAGACAGUCAGCUGGAGAAUGCUACUAACAAGAUCUUUACACUAGAGAACUCUCUGAAGGAGGCUGAGGAGAGUUGUGUGGCUGCUAAGACAGAGGUCCAGACUCAGACUACACUACUGGAGGAGUUGAGCAGAGAACUGGGGAGACUCACACUGGCUGAGAAUACAUCUGUGAAUGAGCGUGGGGAGAUGCUGAGACACAUGAAGCAGGACCUGUCUGCUCUAAAGGCCACUCAGGACUCACUAAAGAGAACACUCAGUAUGAAGGAACAACACACACACCAGCUAACACACGACAACACACACCUCCGACAAAACCUGGAUACGCUAAAGAACAAGCUCCUGGUUAGUGAGGACAGGGUGUGUACUCUGUUAGUUGAGCUGGAUCAGUUGAAGUUGGUUGGUAAAGAGAGAGAUCAGUGUCAGCAUCUCCGAACAGGUUUUUCAGCAGAGUCAGGAUCUGGGCGGGCCAACAACACACUCACUGACACACGCAUGGCCGCGGCAGGAAGAUUCCUCACACGUGUGAAGCUGGAGAGGUAG
This is a messenger RNA of Salvelinus sp. IW2-2015, 897 nucleotides long. RefSeq lists its product as uncharacterized. The record is from RefSeq and is a predicted model, not a curated record. Gene Ontology annotation, biological process: spermatogenesis. Lineage: Eukaryota; Metazoa; Chordata; Actinopteri; Salmoniformes; Salmonidae.